Molecule: messenger RNA, 678 nt
Organism: Aspergillus affinis
Lineage: Eukaryota; Fungi; Ascomycota; Eurotiomycetes; Eurotiales; Aspergillaceae
Product: actin-related protein 2/3 complex subunit 5 family protein
Exons: 1
Coding region: 1-678 (225 amino acids)
Biological process (GO): regulation of actin filament polymerization; Arp2/3 complex-mediated actin nucleation
Cellular component (GO): cytoplasm; actin cytoskeleton; Arp2/3 protein complex
Molecular function (GO): actin filament binding
Source: RefSeq, a predicted model, not a curated record
AUGUCCCAAAUCAACUACCGCACCAUCAACGUCGACGUCCUGGACCCCGAGUCCUCGGCAAACUUCCCCAUGGAGACGCUCCUCCCGCCGACCCUCCCCGCGCCCACGACAUCCAGCGACGCCGCGGGAGUCGCCUCCCAGGUACGCCAGCUGCUCCGCUCCGGAGACCCCGAGGGCGCGCUGCGUCAGGUGCUCGAGACCGCGCCGCUGGGCGGCGACGACCGCGCCAAGGAGGUCCAUCUUGCGGCUGUCGUGGACGUGUUGCAGGGGAUUCGUCAGGGUGAGAUGAUGCGCGUGUUGGAGGGCGUUUGUACCGGUGAGGGAGGUGAUGAGAGGGCGGAUUGCUUGAUGAAGUAUUUGUAUGUUCUUCUGGCCCCUUUCCGUUUUGACCUACUCCCUUUAGGGACUCCCGAGUGGAUGGAUAGAUGGUUAAUGCUUCAUUUUCUUGGUGAUAGGUACAAGGGCAUGUCAGCCGGCGGACCUAGCAGCGGUGCCCAGUCGCCGCGCAAAUCGGUCUCGCCGCAGAGCACGGGGUUCUCGCAGAUCCAGAGCCGGAAUAUGGGCGAGGGCGGCGGCAGCCAGCAGAUGAGCGUGUUGCUGAGUUGGCAUGAGAAGUUGGUCGAGUUGACGGGGACCGGAUCGAUUGUGCGGGUCAUGACGGAUCGGAGGACGGUUUAG